AGCCAAUAUACAGUUCUAUCUCUUUUCACUUGAAAAUGGCAGCAGUGACUGUCGAAAUAUUGUGAAAAUAAAUCUGUGAUUUGAAUGAAUCAUGAUCUUCUCAGCAGUUCUCUACUUCAUUUCAUUACUGUAAUUUAAUAGUUGAUACCUUUAUAUUAGAGAUAAACCGACUAAGUAGCGAUAUAUUAAAACAAUACUUAUAUCUAACACAUAUGCAUCUUUCUUUCCUUUGGUUAUUCUUAUUUUUCGUCUCAGAAGUUGUUAAUAUUCAUAUGGAAUUGUUUGUGCCUGUGAAAGCUAUUCUUAUUUUGUCACAUUACAUAAAGUGUUUUGCAGUUUUUGCUCGGUUCAUUUUUUCCAUUUAGGAAAUUUAGAAAAUGACAAUGACGAGAAGCAAUUGAAAGAUCGAUGUUUUGCAUUUUUUGGAUGUACAGUGGUAAUGUUAAUCACCGAAUUUGAGACGCCUGUUUGCCUAUUAAAACAAUUCAAACAUGUAUCAACAAUCGUUCAAACAGUCAGUUGUCCAUCGCUGCACAUGGUAUACAUUGGUUGUAAUAAAUUGGAACGUCAUUUAACAGGAGAUGGUGUUGACAAAAAUGGGAAUAUUAUUUUAUUAGAUGAUCGUCAUGAAGGUACAAACUUUUUUCGACAAAGAUUAAUACAAUUUCUAGUAUCCAUGUUUACGUUCGACGAACGUCAUUUAUCAGCAGUUGUUCUUCAUCCACAGGAUCGAAAGUUAACGUUUGCUACAACAUAUAACAGAGGAAGGACAUAUUCCUUUAUUCGACAAGAAAUGGAAAUUAUUCUUGGUGUUAAUGAUUGUAAAAAACUUCCACAAAUGGUAACAACAGAUCCACCAGCAAGGAAAAAACAUAAGACUUUAGAAGAAGAAUUCGAUGAUCCAACAGACGAUGACGAUGGUAGCUCAACAUUACAUAAAACAGGAGAACUGCAUAAAUAUUUGCAGUUUAAUGUAGAUGAAAAAUACAGACAAGCUAAUCCAUUAUUAUUUUGGCACGAUUACCAAAGCAGGUUGCCAACUUUGGCUGUAUUGACUCGUCGUCUGUUUUCAAUACCAGCCAUGUCUGCCGGUGUGGAAAGACAAUUUAGUGCAGCUGGUCUAAUUAUUAACGAACGUCGGGCAUCAUUGAACCCAGAAACCGUUGAAGAUAUAUUAUUUGUCAGAUCAAUGGAGAGAUUACUCGUGCAAUCAUCAAAAUUUUUUGUUUAA
Molecule: messenger RNA, 1231 nt
Organism: Didymodactylos carnosus
Lineage: Eukaryota; Metazoa; Rotifera; Eurotatoria; Philodinida; Philodinidae
Source: the annotation of a GenBank genome assembly